This is a messenger RNA of Seriola dumerili (greater amberjack), 1710 nucleotides long. RefSeq lists its product as uncharacterized. NCBI's taxonomy places the organism in Eukaryota, Metazoa, Chordata, Actinopteri, Carangiformes, Carangidae. The transcript is spliced from 7 exons. The record is from RefSeq and is a predicted model, not a curated record. The coding region runs from base 160 to 1482 and encodes 440 amino acids.
CCGGCUGGAUAAACCUCAGCUCGCUGCAGGAGGAGCGAGAUCAGAGGUGACUCAAAUACUGCUGGACUGUUAGUGUGAAAUGUUAGGUCUGCUUUUUUUGAGAUGCUGAUUUGAAUUAGGAAUAUUUACCACUCCAGACACACGCAUACUUACAUCACCAUGGGCCAGAUGUUCUCAUCAGAGGAAGAGCUUUCUCAAGUGAAGGAUGCAGUUGGUUCUGUCCUCUACAAUGCCAUGCUGGAAGGCGGUGCUGUGCCCGACCUCGGAGUGGUCCACCCUCUCCUCUUAGCCAAUCGCGAUGAGAGUCUAGACUCCCGGGCGCACCUCCAGGAACAACUGCAACAGCUGCAGGGCAACAUUGGGAACAGAGCGCCCACCUACCUGAAGGAUCUGAUUAGCCGCCUGACAACCUUCUCAGACGAGCCACGCCUGGCUGGCUUGGUGGGAUUAGUGGUUACUAUGGUGAUGGAUAUGGUGUACACAUCAAAACGGUCGUCGGGAGUGACGGGGAAAUCAGCUGGGUCGUCAUCAAGCCAGCAGAGAGUCUGGGAGCUCCAGGAGGUGAUGGAGGAGUACCUGAAGCGCUGUAGGAUCAACCUGAACGACAAGAGCAAGCUGAUCCAGGACUCUGUCAGACUUGAGGCGCAGUUCAGCCUCACGCUCACUCAGCUGAAGACCUGCAUUCUGGGGGGAGACUGUGACUCCAGGUCUCUGAGGCACUGGGCCAGUGCGGCAGCGUUUCACACCCAGAUGUUGAUUCACCUGGCUGCUCUUGAGGGUUUGGUCGAGCCCCUGGCAGCAAGGGCAGCGCUGGAGCAAUACAAGGAAGAUCUCACACAGAUCAUACCUGCUUACAGGAGAUAUAAAUCUAAUACAGUGUGUGUUGUGAAAUGUCGUGGGGGUCUUCCGGCAUCAUGUGACCCCUCCGACGAGGUGCCAGAGGAGGGAUCCAUGACGGGACUCACUGUGACGGACAGAGAGACAGGAAAGAGUGUGAAGGUCCCUCUGUCCGCCUUGGAGACGGAGUCAGGGAGAGGAAAGAGAGUCUCUGGGCCUGAUAACACCUCUGUGUCCUCCUCCAUUAACCUGGACCUGAUCACCUCAGAUCAGUACGCCCAGGCUUAUUUGGAGCAUCUGUUCUCUGGGAAGGGACCUGUGGCUGAGCUGGAGAACUACUUUAAUAAGGCUAGAGAUAAGCUGCGAACGCUGCGAACUCUACCAGGAUGUACAAACAAGACAGGGGUGAGAGAUGGGACAGAACAAAGUGAUGGAGUGCAUCUUAAAGACCCGGCAGAGGGAGUAAAUGCAGAGCGAAGAGAGGACAGGGGCAAAGGUGAUAAACAGGACAAGAUGGAGAGGAGAGGAAGACAAGAAGAGACAGAGGAAUGCAAUCAGAGAGAUGAAAGUUUGAAAAUGAGUAUUGUGGAGACACAGCCGGAGGACAGUCUCAAUCCCAGUGUUUCCAGAGCAUCAAGUACAUAAAAACAGUGAUCAGACAGCAGCCGUAUCGUGUCUGUUCUCCACCGGAGAGGAACAACUCAACAUGAAGGAUGAAACAUGAAGGAUUUCAACAGUCUUGUUUGUAAUUUAUUGCUGGAUUGAAGGUGAAUGGCAGGUUUACUGAUUUGUCUACUGCAAAACUGACAUCAGCUUUGGCCAAAGAUGAACUCAAAGUUAUUUCUAAUGUAAAGUAAAUCUUUAUAAGACGUA